UGUUCCUCGGGGUGUUUUUGAGCCUGCCACCCAACUCAAGCAGGCAGAGAGGCCGAGGGACAGCAUGAUGAUGGACCUUUUUGAAACUGGCUCCUAUUUCUUCUACUUGGAUGGGGAGAAUGGAGCCCUGCAGCAGCUGGAGAUGGCCGAGGGAUCCCCGCUGUACCCAGGCAGCGAUGGUACCUUGUCCCCUUGUCAGGACCAAAUGCCGCCAGAGGCCGGCAGUGACAGCAGCGGAGAGGAGCAUGUGCUGGCACCCCCGGGACUACAACCCCCUCACUGCCCUGGCCAGUGUUUGAUCUGGGCUUGUAAAACUUGCAAGAGAAAGUCAGCCCCUACGGACAGACGGAAAGCAGCCACCCUGCGGGAGAGGAGAAGACUGAAGAAGAUCAACGAAGCCUUCGAGGCUCUGAAAAGGCGGACUGUGGCGAACCCCAACCAGAGGCUGCCCAAGGUGGAGAUCCUGAGGAGCGCCAUCAGCUACAUCGAGAGGCUGCAGGACCUCUUGCACAGGCUGGAUCAGCAGGACAAAAUGCAGGAGAUCGGGGGGGACCCCUUCAGCUUCAGCCCCAAGCAGGGAAAUAUCCCCAGUUCGGACUUCCUCAGCACCUGCGGCUCCGACUGGCAAAGCGUUUCUGACCAUUCCCGAGCCCUAGGAGUCAGCCCCAAGGAAGGAGGCUCCGCCGUCGAGUCGUCGGCCUCCAGCAGCCUUCGGUGCCUUUCUUCCAUAGUGGACAGUAUUUCUUCCGACGAGCCCAAACUGCCCAGCGCGGAGGAAGUGGUGGAGAAAUAAAGCCGGUUGCUCUGGUAGUAUAUUUAACGGGGAUGGAGCCCCCACCCCCUUCUCUCUAAACUAAGUAACGAAGCAAAUUAACACAGUGGAAAGCCCAGGCAGGGGCCUUGUUAAGGUCGAGUCAAGGUACACCUACCCCAAAGAAAAUGGCUCUCACUGACUGGAGCCAAACAGACUUUCCCCCUUUUCCUUUCCUCUUUGUCCUCUUUUUCUUUUUUUCCCCCCUGAGUUUUGUUUUCUUUAAAUUGUGUUGCGUAGACCACCUCUCUUUUUUUCUUCUUCUUUUUUUUUUUUUUAAUUUAAGAUACUUACCUGUGUACCGGUGAUCCGCUUUGUCUGAGACUCACCGGCAAGUUCAUUCCUGUCUGAGUGAAGCUGUUGGUUGCAUUUCGUGUUAGUCGUAUUUAAAGAGUUCCUGCAUCAUUUCGUUCCUGUAAAUAAUUUUAGUACCGUCUUUUCUUUUGUAAACAUAACAAAUAUAUAUUUAAAUGGUGGAAUGUGAUAUUGUAUAUAAGAACAGAUGGAUUUCUUGAGUUAUAAA
Messenger RNA from Calidris pugnax (ruff), 1334 nucleotides. RefSeq names its product myogenic factor 6 (gene MYF6). Gene Ontology annotation, molecular function: DNA-binding transcription factor activity, RNA polymerase II-specific; protein dimerization activity; RNA polymerase II cis-regulatory region sequence-specific DNA binding. The transcript has 3 exons. Lineage: Eukaryota; Metazoa; Chordata; Aves; Charadriiformes; Scolopacidae. The coding region runs from base 65 to 793 and encodes 242 amino acids. Gene Ontology annotation, biological process: positive regulation of myoblast differentiation; muscle organ development; regulation of transcription by RNA polymerase II. The record is from RefSeq and is a predicted model, not a curated record.